UUCAGCUGUUUUAACAUUGGGAAAAGGGUCAUCUUUAAUGCUAAAAAUUUUAUUUUACGACCAUUUCAUAGCUCUUUAUCAUAAUGUCAAGUCCUUCYGAAGAACCUGAACUCAAAGCUGGUCAUCCUCCCGCCGURAAAGCUGGAGGAAAGCGAAUUCCCACCAAGCAUCAUCAUCAACCUCCACCUCCUGCUCCAACACCAGAAGAGAAGGCUGAGAAUGAAGAAUUUGAAGAACCCAAAGAAAGAGACACAACAAAGUUAGUAGUAUCAGGAGCAGUAGCUAAAGGCAAUGCAGAUUUYCCACCAGAAGCUGCCAGAGUAGCUCAYGAGAAGCCUAUGCCCCAGCAUGACAAGAGGCCACCACCACAUGCUGGAGGMAAAGGAGGGAAUAUACAUAUCCAACAACCAAGAAAGCAUUGAUUAUACACACCAGUUUUAGUUGUUAGACUCCAUAGAAUUGUUUUCUUUUAGGAUAUGGCGCAUGCACUUAAUCCAUGAAACAUGAAAUUAAGCACAAAAUAGGUGCAAACUAAUUUCUCUUUAUGGAUUGUUUACUGUUGUGCCAGAUGCACCAAAAUUACAAAUAUAUAUGAUAUCUAACCGAAAGUUGAUUUAUGUGAAAUAAUUAAUAUCUUAAGUAGUUAUAAUUAGUUAUACAGUAAUAGGAAAAACUCCAAAAACAUUACCAAUGGAAACAAGUUAUAGUUGAUGUUUACAGCAAGACGUUUUUUUUAAUGAAAAUAAUAGUUUAAUGUUAAGACUUUCUAAGAGUUAAACUUGUCAAUUUUUAUGGAAUUAUAGUGCUGGAGAUCCAUUUAAAAUGGUUCAUGCAGUCGGAAUAAUUAUUUUUUCUUUGGGUCUCAAUGUAAGAAAUCAAUGAAAAACAAAAAAAAAGUAUUUUUAUUGCAAUUUCCAAAAUCAUGUGAAUUCAGGAUGAUAAAACAGUUAUUUGUUUGCUACAGAGUUGACUGAAAGCAGGACUGUUUGAAAGGRAAUCGUUGAGCUCACAUGGUUUGUAGUAAAUAAUUUGUAUGAUAAUUGUUGCUAUAAAGUAAAAGUUGUGCAAAAAUAUAAUCAAAACAACUAGGAAACCAAUUGCAUAAAAGUUUAAAAGCUGCAGUGAUGCUAACUUAAAAUGAUUUGUAAAACUGUUUAUCAUAAAAAGCUAGAUAAAUGUUAUGUUGCAUGUA
Molecule: messenger RNA, 1192 nt
Organism: Exaiptasia diaphana
Lineage: Eukaryota; Metazoa; Cnidaria; Anthozoa; Actiniaria; Aiptasiidae
Product: death-associated protein 1
Exons: 3
Coding region: 84-422 (112 amino acids)
Biological process (GO): apoptotic signaling pathway; negative regulation of autophagy; cellular response to amino acid starvation
Molecular function (GO): death domain binding
Source: RefSeq, a predicted model, not a curated record